This is a messenger RNA of Musca domestica (house fly), 2384 nucleotides long. It is a transcript of the gene P58IPK, whose product is annotated as dnaJ homolog subfamily C member 3. The record is from RefSeq and is a predicted model, not a curated record. Gene Ontology annotation, molecular function: protein-folding chaperone binding; misfolded protein binding. Gene Ontology annotation, biological process: protein folding in endoplasmic reticulum. Lineage: Eukaryota; Metazoa; Arthropoda; Insecta; Diptera; Muscidae. Gene Ontology annotation, cellular component: endoplasmic reticulum. The transcript is spliced from 4 exons. Bases 447 to 1946 code for a protein of 499 amino acids.
CGGCUUCGCCCUCUGCUACGGAACGAAUUGAAUUUGGCUGGCCAUUUUCAAUAAAUAGAUCGACGAGAAAACAAGAACAAAAUUAUUGCAAUCAAUAAUUGUCUGCAAACAAACAAGAAUCGCAAGUUCAAUACAAGAAAACCGAAAUAUUCUUGUUGCAAAAUUGCCUACAAAUAAAUUAUAUCUAUCUACCUGAGAGUCUUGAACAGCAGUAGCAGCAGAACAUAAGCCUAAAGAGGAAGUGGCAAGAAUUUACACUGAUAAAAAGCAAGAGCACAUAUAGAAAGUGCUUUGGUCAUUUGUCGUCUGUCGUUGAAGUCUGCCACGCUACCAAACCCCCAUCGAGCAGAAUUCAAUUUAAAAGAUUUUCUAGAAUUUCCCAAACGUAAACAUAAGAAUUUUAAUGUUUGGUAAAUUUGUGAGUGCAAAAACUAUUUGUUGACAAGAUGGUGGUGUCAUUACCCGAAAUACUUAGCCUGGGAGGUGAAAAAAAGUUGACAGCCUGUUUGCUUUUGUUGCUGUUGGAAUUAUUUUUAGAAGGUGCUGAAGCUGUUCCAAAUUCAGCCGAUAUUGAAAAUCAUUUGGAAUUGGGUAAGCAGUUUUUGGCCCACAAUCAGCUAAGUGAUGCAUUGACACAUUACCACGCCGCAGUUGAGGGCGAUCCCAACAACUAUUUGACUUUGUUCAAACGCGGCACAGUCUAUUUGGCCAUGGGUAAAACGCGUUUUGCCAUUCAAGAUUUUAGCCGGGUCUUGGAAUUGAAACCAGACUUCACAGCGGCCCGUUAUCAACGUGGCACAGUUUACAUGAAAAGCGGCGAAUAUCAGCAAGCCGCUGCUGAUUUUGAGCAGGUGCUCUAUGAAGAACCACACAAUGAACAUGCCCACGAGCAAUAUUCCCGCAUUGAACCCGCUGAAGAACAAUGGGUGAUUGUACAAGAUUUGAUGGCACGCGGUGAUUACAGAAAUGCCAUACCAAUGUUGACACAACUCUUGGAAAUUUCUCCAUGGUGUGUUGCCUUCCGCCAAACCAGAGCUGAUGCCUAUAUUGAAUUAAAUGAUCUCUUAGCUGCCAUUUCGGAUUUACGGUCGGUGAAUAAACUUUCACAGGACAGCACAGAGGGUUACUAUCACCUGGCCUUGCUGUUGUAUAAAAUCGGUCAUGCCACCAGUGCCCUUAAGGAAAUACGUGAAUGUUUGAAAUUCGAUCCAGAACACAAAGACUGCUUCCCAUUCUACAAGAAACUGCGAAAGGUGGAAAAAGGUAUUUCCAAUGCCGAACAAUAUCGUGAUGAGAAACAAUAUCAAGAUUGUAUCCAGUCAGCGGAAUCGGUGUUGAAACAUGAAAAGGAGGAACAAAUGAUAAUCUAUGAAGCCAAACGGAUAUUGUGUACAUGUUCGGUGCGCAAUGAAGAUCAUGGCAAGGCAUUGGGCUAUUGCAAAGAUGCCUUGGACAUUAUGAAAGAUGCUCAAAUUCUCUGUGAUCGCGCCGAGGCAUAUAUUGGCUCGGAAAUGUAUGAUGAUGCCAUACACGACUACCAAGAGGCAUUGGGUAUGGACGAACAUCUGCAGCGAGCCAAAGAUGGCAUUGAAAAAGCCAAAAGACUGCAAAAACAAGCUGAACGUAGAGACUAUUAUAAGAUAUUAGGUGUUAAGCGUGAUGCCACAAAACAGGAAAUUGUCAAAGCCUAUCGUAAGGCGGCGCAAAAAUGGCAUCCCGAUAAUUUCCAGGGUGAUGAAAAGAAAAAGGCUGAAAAGAAAUUCAUUGAUGUGGCAGCUGCCAAGGAGGUGCUCACAGAUCCCGAAAAGCGAAGACAAUUCGAUCAGGGCAUUGAUCCCUUGGAUCCUGAGGGUCAACAGGGUGGCCAUGGUGGUUUCCAUGGUGGCUCACCGUUUGCCCACUUCCAUCACGGGUCACCGUUCCAGUUUAAGUUCCAUUUUAAUUAACACACCACAAAGUCCAUUUAAAAAAACAAAAAACACACACCCACACAAAUGGCAUCCUAAGCUUAAUCCAUUAGUCAAGUUUAUCUUUUUUUUUUGUUAUAUAAGUUUUAGUCAUAGUUAAGAAACUGCUAGCCUCUAUUCCCUGUCCCCCACACUUCCCUUUGAACACCACAACCUCUGCUUUCCUAUAAAAACCAAAAACAACAAACAAAUGGUCAUUUUUUCAAAGCAUUUAUUGUGAAUAUUUUCUUUUCUUGCUAUCUGCCGAUUUAAAACAAUUGUGAUUGAGUGAUAUCGUUUCUUUCCCAGACGCAGUGAUGUAGUUUUGAACAAAUUUGCCAUCAUCAUAUCAGUUUUGUUUUUUCUUCUUCUCUAAGCUUUUCUCUUAUUUUCCUACCUUUUGUUAGUGUAAAUAGUUAAUAAACUAGGCUAUAUAAU